Molecule: messenger RNA, 3201 nt
Organism: Halichondria panicea
Lineage: Eukaryota; Metazoa; Porifera; Demospongiae; Suberitida; Halichondriidae
Exons: 14
Coding region: 57-2135 (692 amino acids)
Molecular function (GO): pseudouridylate synthase activity
Source: RefSeq, a predicted model, not a curated record
AUCACUACCAAAACCAAACCAUUCUCUCCAUGUGGAGAGGUUGAAGAGGAUCUAGGAUGCUAUGUGCAUGCAGACACCUAAGAUGCUACCCAUUUAUUUGGGGCCCAAGCUGGGCUCCUUGCAGAUUCCAGGGAGGAGGGUCUACCGUUCCUCCAAGCUCUCUGACUGUUAACCCAGAGGUGGUGUCGGCUAUUGCUUCAGGACGACCAGUGAUUGCCUUGGAGACGACCAUCCUUACGCACGGCAUGCCGUAUCCCCAGAAUCUCCAUACUGCUCAGCAGAUUGAGAGUAUCAUAAGGUCACACGAUGUUGUCCCAGCCACAAUCGGAAUUCUUAGAGGCCAAGUGAUCGUAGGGUUGAGUCAAUCUGAGAUAGAAGAGCUGGGAGCACCCUCGAAGCUACCAAAGCUGAAAGUUUCACGCAGAGACUUUGCUUAUGUUCUAAGCCAGGGUUUAAGUGGUGGAACGACCGUGUCUGGUACGAUGGUGUGCGCUCACAAGGUUGGUAUUCCCCUAUUUGUGACAGGGGGACUGGGCGGAGUGCAUCGUGAUGGGGAGCAGUCCCUUGAUGUAAGUGCUGAUCUGACAGAGCUUGGUAGAACACCUGUGGCCGUGGUGUGUGCGGGUGUUAAGUCUAUCCUGGACAUAGGACGAACCUUGGAGUAUCUUGAGACACAGGGUGUGACUGUCGCUAGUUACGGAGAGUCGAGGCAGUUCCCCGCGUUCUUCACACCAAAGAGUGGCUUUGAGGCACCUUAUUCUGUGCGUGAUCCAUUAGAGGCUGCAAAACUCAUUGAUUCCAGCCUCUCGUUUGGAACUGGUAAUGGACUUGUAAUUGGUGUGCCUAUACCGAAUGACGAUGACCUUCUAGGAGAGAAAAUUGAGACAGCCAUUCAAGACGCUCUGGUGGAAGCAAAAGCUGGAAAAAUUGCUGGGAAGGCUGUUACUCCAUUCCUGUUAGAGAGAGUUAACCAACUCACUGAUGGGCAGUCACUAGAAGCCAACAUUAGGCUGAUUGAGAACAAUGCAGUUGUUGGUAGCCAGAUCGCUGUGGAGCUGGCUAGAGUGCGUGGAAGAAGAACUAGACCAAGAAGAAGGAAAGAUAUGACUCGAAACGGUCAACCUGUUGUUAUCGGAGCAUCUAUUCUCGACUCUACUGCCAAAGUGACUUCACCAGUUAUAAAAAGGGAGGGCACAAACCUGGGCAGCCUCGUGCAAACAUAUGGAGGUGUGGGGCGGAAUAUUGCAGAGUGCAUGUCAAGACUAGACACUCCACCCAUCUUCAUCUCCUCCCUCGGGAAGGAUCCCAAUGGACUGACACUUUCACAGCACCUCACACAACUUAAAAUUCCACUGGACGGUAUAUAUGAAUGCAGUCAUUUACCCACUGCCAGCUACUGUAUCGUGUUGGACCACCAAGGAGAGGUGUACUGUGCUGUAGGGGACAUGAGCAUCAACAACAGUAUCACAGUUGACUGGGUGAGUCAGUUCACAGAGGUCCUAACUAAAGCCCCUCUAGUCUGCUUGGAUGGGAAUUUUCCCUCUGAUACAAUCAAGUUUGUGUGUGAGGUCUGCUCAGAUGCUGGAACACCAGUUUGGUAUGAGCCUACAUGCGUGGACAAAGCUAUUAAGCCCAUUGAAGCCGACUGCCUCUCAAAGAUCACAUACAGUUCACCUAACCUGAUUGAAUUGAGAAACAUGUACAACGCUUUAACUGGCGAGUCUACGUGUCUCCAAUUAUCUUCUGAGCUAACUUUGGCUGAGAAGCUGACGGAGUGUUUGCACCUCAUCCCUCCCCUCCUCACCCACGUCCCUAACCUCAUUGUAUCCCUCGGUCAAGAUGGUGUUCUUGCAUGCUCAGCAAAAGAAACUAGACACCUACACUACAGGGCAGCUGCCAAGGACCUACUUCCUGUGGGUGUGGUCAGUGUCACUGGCGCAGGAGACAGUUUUGUUGGUGCUACUAUGGCGUGUCUGAUUCGAGGAUUUUCGUGGGAUUUGUCUAUCAAGGCUGGACUGAGGGCUGCCUUCCAAUCUGUCACAUCCCACUAUGCUGUCUGCCCAAAACUGUCUCCUGAGAAUGUAACCAAAGAAUCUAUACAGAAAUGGGCUCCAUGGGAACCCACACAAAUUUAGAAAAAUUAUCAUUUAUUUUUGACAUUAAUUUGAUAAUAAUAUUUAUUCCCACCUCUUUCAAUCUGUGAUGAGAUUUUAUUUUGUUUGGGGUGACUAUUAUACAUGUAUAAGAAUUUGAAGAAUGCAACCCUCAAUUAUAGAGCAAUGCAAGCUCACUGCAUGCAGCUAGACUAGAUCCUCCCCCUUUUUCAGUUUAUAACUUUUUAUACCACCCAACCUUGCUCAGAAAAGGCAAUUCAAAUGUUGAAAUCAAAAUUAAUUAUGAAAACAGACAACACAACGUCAUCAGUAAAGUAAACACAUAUAAUGGAUAGCCUACACAGACAAGCAACACAUAAAUACAUACUACAAUAUUGCAACUAGGAAACAACAAUAAUAUGGCUUCCAGGAAAGUAUCAUAAUUAUGUAUCAGAGAGAAAGUCUGUCACUUGUCAUUUCAUAAUUUGACGUUGUGUGCCAUAAGCGGUCAUUCCUGCCUGGUUGGCUCCUCUGUUUGUACCCAUCUGCAGACCAAUCACACUGGAACUGGCUCGCUUUUGCUCUUCGGUGUCAUGACGACGUACAUUCUUCUCUGCUUCUUUCGGACCGAGCGUAGUAGCCCCUUUGAAGCCUUUCUUGCUAGCCACUCUACCCAGAGCGUGAAUGGCCGUUAUUACUUGUGGCAUGUUCUGAUUUUCGUACAGGUCCACUGUUUGAAAAGAGUCGGAUCUUGGAAGGCCGUAAGUUUCUGCUGAAGACAGGAAAUUUCCAAUGUUUUCCAUCAUUUUGAAGGCCAUUUUGUUGGUGUUGAUUUUCUUCACAGAGCCUGGUUUCAGCUUGUUGAUAGCUUUGCAGAGGUACACACCAUCCUUCAGAGCUUCAUGGAAACUGCCACCAGGGAAAGAUUCUCCAACUACCGACUGUAGCCAAACCCUUGCUUGUCUUUCUAAAUCAGAAUCAUACUUGCUGUCUUGCUUCUGCUUUAGUUCUGCAGUCAUUCCAUAACCAGUUGGUCUAGCAGCCAUGUUGCGUUGUUGUGAGCGCUUGCUUGCAGCUAGCUAGCUUGAGAAAAGGAGAUAAAAUUAAA